ACCCCCCCGGCCUUUUAAAAGGACCUCCCGCCGCUCGCGCGCUCUGCCCCGGGGUUUCCCCCGGCCCCGCGCUUCGCCCCGCUCUACUUCUCAGCAACUUCGGCGGCCGCGCGCCGCCGGUUGUCGCCCGCCUUUGAAGUUUGCAGCGCCGGCCGCAAAGUUAGGGCACUUCGGGCGAUUUCAUUUUUCCCCCCUCUUUUAUCUGCCUCCUCCUCCAAGUCCUUGUGGUUCCUGAGUACCGGUGUUCAGCAUCUUGGCCGGAGCAGCCGAGGACGUGGACUUAUUCGCACACCACACCUCGGGGAGGGAUCUUUCCUCUUCCCCUCAGAAAAACAUGCAUUUUGUAAGGAUGGUGCCUCUCCACUGGUGUAUGCUGUGCCUGCUGUUACCACUCAGCUCAAGGACCCAGAAGUUGCCUACUCGAGAUGAGGAACUCUUUCAGAUGCAAAUUCGAGACAAGGCAUUUUUUCAUGAUUCGUCAGUAAUUCCAGAUGGAGCUGAAAUUAGCAGUUAUCUCUUUAGAGACACACCUAAAAGGUAUUUCUUUGUGGUUGAAGAGGACAACACUCCAUUGUCCGUCACAGUAACGCCCUGCGAUGCGCCCUUAGAGUGGAAGCUGAGCCUCCAGGAACUGCCAGAGGAGGCAAGCGGGGAAGGCUCAGGUGAUCCAGAGCCUCUAGAUCAGCAGAAGCAGCAGAUCAUUAAUGAGGAAGGCACGGAGCUAUUCUCCUACAAAGGCAACGACGUGGAGUAUUUCAUAUCUUCUAGUUCUCCGUCUGGUUUAUAUCAGUUGGAGCUUCUUUCAACAGAGAAAGACACGCAUUUCAAAGUCUAUGCCACCACAACUCCGGAGUCUGACCAGCCCUACCCUGAACUGCCUUACGACCCGCGAGUUGACGUCACGUCCCUAGGACGCACCACAGUCACCUUGGCUUGGAAGCCGAGCCCCACCGCCUCGGUGCUGAAGCAGCCCAUUCAGUACUGUGUGGUCGUCAGCAGAGAGCACAACUUUAAAAGCCUCUGCGCGGUGGAAGCCAAGCUGGGUGCGGACGACGCUUUCAUGAUGGCCCCCAAACCCGGCCUGGACUUCAGCCCUUUCGACUUUGCCCACUUCGGGUUUGCUUCGGAGAACUCAGCUAAAGAGCGCAGCUUCCUGACGAAGCCUUCCCCCAAAUUAGGGCGGCAUGCUCACUCGAGGCCCAAGGCGGACGUUCAGAAGGUCUGCAUAGGAAACAAGAACAUCUUCACGGUCUCGGAUCUGAAACCCGACACGCAGUACUACUUCGACGUCUUCGUGGCUAACAGCGACAGCAACAUGAGCACAGCUUACCUGGGUACCUUUGCCAGGACCAAGGAGGAAGCCAAACAGAAGACGGUGGAGCUGAAGGACGGGAAGGUCACCGAUGUGUUCGUUAAAAGGAAGGGGGCGAAGUUUCUACGGUUUGCCCCAGUCCCGUCUCACCAGAAGGUCACCUUCUUCGUUCACUCUUGUCUGGACGCCGUCCAAAUCCAAGUGAGAAGAGAUGGGAAGCUCCUUUUGUCUCAGAAUGUGGAAGGCAUUCGGCAGUUUCAGCUGAGAGGAAAACCAAAAGCCAAAUAUCUCAUCCGACUGAAGGGAAACAAGAAGGGUGCGUCUAUGCUGAAAAUACUGGCUACCACCCGGCCCAGUAAGCAGUCGUUUCCCUCUCUUCCUGAAGACAGGCGCAUCAAAGCUUUCGACAAGCUCCGUACCUGUUCGUCGGUCACGGUGGCUUGGCUAGGCACCCAGGAAAGGAACAAGUUUUGCAUCUACAAAAAGGAAGUGGAUGAUAAUUACAAUGAAGACCAGAAGAAAAGAGAGCAAAACCAAUGCCUGGGCCCAGAUACCAGGAAGAAAUCAGAGAAGGUCCUCUGUAAAUAUUUCCACAGUCAGAACCUGCAAAAAGCAGUGACCACAGAAACAAUUAAAGGUCUUCAGCCUGGAAAAUCUUACCUGCUGGAUGUUUAUGUCACAGGACAUGGAGGGCACUCGGUGAAGUAUCAGAGUAAAGUGGUGAAAACCAGAAAGGUCUGUUAGUCACCUCGUAUGGAGAUGCAUCACGUAGAACUUUAGGAGAGACAGAGUCACGUUAAGCAGAAACUGACUACUGGUCCCCCAGCUAAGAGAAGUUGUGACCUAUACUUGUACUAGGGAAGGAAGGAUAUCAACGGGUGUAUGUUGGAGUUUAUGUAACUAAUUGCUGGAGGAGCCUUGUUUGAGUGUGCCCCAGUGGUACCGUGUGUGACUGAUGUCCGCUGAUGUCAGAGAGGACGUCUUGAAGGAACUGCCAUCCCUUGCUUUGACCACUGCAUGGACUGCUUCUAAAUUAUUUUAUUACCUAAAAAUUUAAAAUAUGCCAUUCAUUGCACACAGCCACAAAUGAAAAUCAUUCCUCUCAAUAGAUGCUAGGAUAUAUAUAUAAAUAUAUAUAUAUAUAAAUUAUUUUAUAAAGUCUUGUUUCAAAUGUCAGUGUUUCUAUGAUUGUAAACUAUUCAAUUCUUUUCCUGUUAAAGUACAGAUCUAAGUAUAUUGAGUGGACAGCUCUUUAGUCAGUUAUAUUGUUAUUGUAAAUUCUUAUCUGUUGAGUAAAAUGUUUAAAUACUAUAUGUAUCUCAUGUACAAAGUUGACAUACAUUAUAUUCAUGUAUAUAAAAUUAAAGAUAUUAGAUUAUAUACUGAUCAUUUUCCCAAGUAGCAACCUUGGUGUAUUCAAUUUCCACUCUGUCCCCAAAACUGCGCCUUUAUAUGAUUUGGCACCAGAUUUGACCUUUUUCUAACAGAAGGCAUGCUGCAUCUCUCUAAACUUACUGUGGCAUUAGAGAGUUACUGCAACUUGUAUUUUGAUUUUGAAUAGGAGCUAGCUGUUAAGACUUGAAAGCACGCCAAUGGACUUAAAAGGACAAGCCCCGAAUACUAUAGCUCGAGAAGUAUUCCUUAAUGACCUGAAAUAGAUUACUUCUAUUUUAAAAAUAAGCAUCUCUUUUAAGUACAAAAAUUGGGAUAUGACAAAAUUUUCCAACUGCUUGAAUGUUAGCAAAAUAACUGUUUUGAUUUCUAGUGGAAGCAGCGGAGCAACCAUCAAUUAGGACUAUAAUGAGAAAACUAGAAGUUAUCAGUGGUCUCAUACUUUUAGCUUUGAUUGUUCACAAAUCUUUAAGAAGUAAUUUAGAUAUAAGGUAAAAUGUAGGCAAAUCAGAAUAGAAACCAUUUAUCAAAAAUUCUGGGCAAGGAGCAGUUUUAGAUAGUUUCACUAGGCACAGGUUCUCCACAGGUUCUCCACAUGAGGUGUCAUGAGAACUUUGAAGGAUUCACAAGAGUCUGGGAUUUAAGUCAACUAGGCUGUGUGGCUUCAAGUAAACCUGUUACCUCCCGUUGUCCCUCUUUGCUAUUUAUAAGAUUAGGUGUGGCAGAUUUGGAUAAGAUGAUGUUAUAGGAUACCUUCUAUAAUAUGACGUUGUCUUUUGUAGAAUUCUGUGAUUCUAAACUACAAAAUGUUUCUGUAACUACAAGGGGGACAGGUGUAAUUCCUUAGCCACAACCUUUCACCUCCAUGCUGGACUACCUUUCCUAUGGUGGGCAUGCAUGAGCAGCAUUCCUGUGCGUACAGAAUCACUGUGGCUUGGGGAGUGUAAGUGGUGGUCUUUAUGAAAAGACCUCCUUAGCAGAGAAUAUCCCCCCUAAAAAUGUGUCCUCUAAUUCGUGAGUGUUAAGGUAUCAAAACAAAAUGUACCAUUGUUUUUUGGUACAUUUUGUACCAAACUGUACCAAACUGUUUCAGUUUGACAACUGAAACAGUUUGACAACUGAAACAGUUUGACAACUGAAAUAACUUUUGAAAAGGAAGAAAGAACAUGUCCCCAAUGGCUACGUAACUAACCAACUUGAAAGAACUUUAAAACUGACACUGUCUCAGAGAUGUUCUAUCCUAAGUUAUAAAUUCAGUGCCUUUGGAAGGAGAAUCAACUUUCUCAUAUUAUUCACAACUAUGUUAUUAUAGAGCAAUGUGCUAAAUGGGACUACAGUGAAUCAAAGAGUUAUUGUAGCUUCUGAAAGUGAUGGACUUAACUCUCAGAUAUUGCUAAAGGCCUGGGAACCAGGCCAAGUCAAUUUAACCAAGCCUUUACUUUUCAGCCAGCUGGAAUGGUGGUUUCUAUAUAGUCUGGAUAUAUCAGAAAAUUCUUUCAUGGUCCCAGAGAAAUUUGCCUUUUAAAAAUUACAGGAAAAUUAAAUACACAUUGUGAAACUUCUUUCACUCAUAAAGGAAGAGAGCAACCUAUUAAAAAUAAAGCUCUCUUAUUUCCUGAUGUGUUUAGAUUUUAGGAGCAUUCAGGUGAACGGAGGACAAGAAAGGAAAAUUUGUUCUUAAUUAAUAAAAGAACUAGAACAUAGCUAAUAUGAAAGCACUAUCUUUUCUCCAUUAAGCUCCAGAAUAGCUAUAUUGAGAACAGGGCAUUUAGAAUCCCAAGAACAGCCAUAGUACCAUGGAGGAGACAGGAUCUUUGAGAAUAUUUCAUUCAAGUUCAGUAUCUUUAUUUUUUAGGCUCAAAAAUAAAUUGAGGACCAGAGAAAUGAAAAGAAAUUUCUCAUAGUCAAAACAAGUAAGUAGUGGAAUUGCUUUGACUCCAAAAUGCUUACUAGAAUAUAAAUCACCUAUUCUUGGGGGGAAAAGUCAUUUAAGGAUCAUUUUCCAAAAGGAAAUAAAAAUUUUUUCGUAUUUAUGAUUUCAAAGCCACUUGUUUUUACAGACCAUUUCAAAUUUCCUUAAGAAUAUGCAUGUAACCUUAACUGACAACUUCAAACUUGUAAAAAAAAUACUGUUAUUUUUAGAGACAAAGUAUUCUAAUCUAGGUUUACAUGUGCACACAAACAGAGGCUGUAACAUCAUUAGUCAAUUGUUUUAACCUAAGACUAUUUAAAUCUAUUUUUAAAAAGUACAUAGCAGGUGAUUUUCCUAGUUAAAAUACUUUAUAAUCAAUGUUUAGAUUAAUUUUUAAAACAUUCAUCAAAGGAUUACUGCUGGAAAGGACAUAUGCAUUGCUUAUUUUAGUUCCUAAGAAUAAACUUGAAAAAGUUAUGAUUUUUAUAUCCUGAAAAGCCAAAUGAAGAGUGACUUCAAGUAAAAAAUUACUUAGAGGAACUUUAGAGUUUGAAACAGGUUUUAAUGGUUCUGAAUAGUUCAUCUUCAAUGAAAACACAUACACACAAGUUUUAAAUACAAGUCAAGGAAUCUGUUUGACCGGGAACAAAUUGGGAUCUCUUC
Molecule: messenger RNA, 5279 nt
Organism: Bubalus bubalis (water buffalo)
Lineage: Eukaryota; Metazoa; Chordata; Mammalia; Artiodactyla; Bovidae
Gene: NDNF
Product: neuron derived neurotrophic factor
Exons: 4
Coding region: 335-2056 (573 amino acids)
Biological process (GO): extracellular matrix organization
Molecular function (GO): protein binding
Source: RefSeq, a predicted model, not a curated record